Messenger RNA from Knipowitschia caucasica, 444 nucleotides. The record is from the annotation of a GenBank genome assembly. Lineage: Eukaryota; Metazoa; Chordata; Actinopteri; Gobiiformes; Gobiidae.
AUGGGAAGGAAAAACCAGGAAGCAUUGGAUCUUGGGCUGGCUACUAUUUACAGUAGCCAGCCCAAGAUCCACAGAGUUAAAAUUAUAGCCUUUAGCUCCUGGCUCGGCUCCUGGCUCGGCUACUGGCUCGGCCCCUGCUCGGCCCCUGGCUCGGCCCCUGGCUCGGCUCCUGGCUCGGCCCCUGGCUCGGCCCCUGCUCGGCCCCUGGCUCGGCCCCUGGCUCGGCCCCUGGCUCGGCCCCUGGCUCGGCCCCUGGCUCGGCCCCAGGCUCGGCCCCUGGCUCGGCCCCAGGCUCGGCCCCUGGCUCGGCACCUGACUCGGCUCCUGGCUCGACCUCCUCUUCAAAACUUCAGGCAUCUACCCAAAGUUUUUUUUUAUGGAUUUCCAGUCAGCUACAUUCAUUAUAGUAGUACACAUGGAAUCACAUCAAAGAUGUCAAUGUAA